Molecule: messenger RNA, 4681 nt
Organism: Wasmannia auropunctata (little fire ant)
Lineage: Eukaryota; Metazoa; Arthropoda; Insecta; Hymenoptera; Formicidae
Product: non-canonical poly(A) RNA polymerase PAPD5-like
Exons: 8
Coding region: 72-2003 (643 amino acids)
Biological process (GO): RNA 3'-end processing
Cellular component (GO): TRAMP complex; nucleolus
Molecular function (GO): poly(A) RNA polymerase activity; mRNA binding
Source: RefSeq, a predicted model, not a curated record
ACACACACACACACACUCGGACGCACGGAGGAGACCGACGAGAGAUCCCCCGGUCCAACGGCGCCAAUUUAAUGGAUCCGAGCAUCGGUUGGUACCAACCGGAGCAGUACGGCCCCGCCAAGGACCUUUGGUUGCACAUCUGGGAGGCCGAGAAGGGCCUCGACGUUCUGACCCUGCGUAACGACGCGAACACGAGUAAUGCGAUGGGCGUGCGGCUGCAGCAGGACUUCCUCGCGCUGGACACGAGCCCGGCGGCGGCGACGACGACCGCGGCCGGCACCACAGCGCCGUCAUCCAACACCAUCGCCGCCGUUAACAACGCCGGUGCCGGCUUUGGCGCUGGUAAUAACGGCAACAGCAACGGCGGCAGCGGCAGUAGCAACGGUAGCAACGGCCGGGCCGCGUCCGCCGUUCACGGCAAUGCUGCCGGCAACAACGGCAACAACGGCAACGAGCACCGCGUGCCCCACAACGCCUGCAACUACUAUUACAACCCGUCGCGCAGGAAAGGCGAGAACCGGGCGAGCACCUACGGCAUGAACUACAAUUACGACGCCCUCGUGGGCGAGUACGGCGGCUGCCCCUGGCGCAUGCCGAACAAGCACUACUCCAUGGGGACGAUCGGAUUACACGAGGAAAUAGAAGAUUUUUUCUCAUACAUGUGUCCCUCACACGAAGAGCAUGUAUUAAGAUUGAGAGUUGUAAAAAGGAUAGAAAACGUAAUUUAUGAUCUCUGGCCAGACUCUAAAGUCGAAGUAUUCGGUAGCUUUCGCACUGGUUUAUAUUUGCCUACAAGUGAUAUAGAUUUGGUAGUAAUAGGGAUGUGGACAAAUCUUCCAUUGCGUACUUUGGAACGUGCUUUACUAGAUCAAAACAUCGCUGAGCCGUGUUCUAUUAAAGUGUUGGACAAGGCCAGCGUGCCGAUCGUCAAACUGACCGACAAGGAAAGUGAGAUUAAGGUAGACAUUAGCUUCAAUAUGAAUAACGGCGUCAAGUCCGCCGAGUUGAUAAACUCCUACAAGAAGCAAUAUCCGGUUCUGGAGAAGCUAGUCAUGGUAUUGAAGCAGUUCCUGCUACAAAGAGAUCUUAAUGAAGUGUUCACCGGCGGUAUAUCCUCGUACAGUUUAAUACUCAUGACCAUCAGUUUUUUACAAUUACAUCCGAGAAAGGAUAUUCAUUGUCCAAAUACCAAUCUGGGAGUGUUGUUGAUUGAAUUUCUAGAGCUGUAUGGUAGAAAGUUCAAUUAUGUUAAGACUGGCAUUCGCAUAAAGGAUGGCGGUCAAUAUAUAUCGAAAGAAGAGAUUCAACGAGAUAUGAUAGAUGGUCAUCGACCAUCUCUGUUGUGCAUAGAAGACCCGCUCACACCCGGGAACGAUAUCGGCCGUAGUAGUUACGGUGCUUUGUAUGUAAAGAGUGCAUUUAAUUGGGCCUAUUGUAUUCUCUCUCAAGCGGCCAAUCCCUCAAAUAUCUUAAUCAAUGACGCCAGUAAAGUAAGCAUACUGGGAAGAAUAAUCCGUGUGACCGACGAGGUAAUAGAAUAUCGUAGAUGGAUCAAAGAAACAUUCCUCUUACCCGUAAGCGAAGGAGACUCUCUGUCAAGCUCAACUGGCUCUGAUGCAUCCACUCUUUCAGCUCCCGCUAGUGAUACGGAUUCUGAGUGUAGUCGUGGCAAUUCACCAAAUACUGGUGGGAAGAGCGAAAACGACAGAAACAAAGAUAGGCUCUUUUAUAAUAAUCACCAAAUCCAUUAUUCCGGAAGAAAAGCAUUCAAAGCAACCACUCAUGCCAAUCACCAACAGAAUUUCAAAGGCAGUUAUAAUCGCAUCAACAACAAUAUAGUUGGUCAGAACAAGACCAAGCAUGCGCUUCACAGUAAUGGAAACAACAACAACAACAAUAACAACAACAACAAUACUAGUCACAGUCCAGGCUCUAGGCCGCAAUCGAUGAAGAGGAAGAAGCAUUGCACGAUGCAACGUGGGACCGGGGAUUGUGUACGGUGAUGAAACGUGCACGAUAAUUUUGGACAUUACUUCCGUCACUUAAGUAGCGAGCUCAAUAUCAUAACUGUGUGAUAGAAAAGACAGCGAUUAAUGGUCGGUAAUUGUAAUAACUGGAAUCAUCCUAUGCGACUACUAUUUCGCUUUCAGUUUCAGUUUCAAUGUACAGAAGGGCACAACGGUUUACGGUUCGGAGAGAACCAACAUUUCGGAAAUUUUACUUAUUCUUGUGCAGAACAAGAAUGCUCGAGAGCAGUAGCUAUACAUAUAAUACAUAUUUCUUGUUCUCCCCCCCCCUCUCCAAGUUGCCAGAAUCAUAUUUUGCUCUGUACGCAAGAGUUUAUAUGUUAAAGACGUACAGAACUUUUUAAUUGAGAAGCGAGAUAAGAACCAUUUAUAUAUUUUACUUUCAUUGCACAGGUUAUAAAAACGUUACCCGGUGUAAUAAUACUUUAUUAAUUAUCACUUAUUUAAAAAAAAUUUGGAAAAAUUUAUCAUUGCCAUCGUCGAAUAGUAAUUGUGUUCACAGCCAUAAUGAGUAACAUUGUAAUACAUUUAAAGUACGAAUAGUAUACACAGAUGAUAAUAAGUUAUAGUACGUUUUUCUCAACACACGAAACUAAAACACCGAUAGUGACAACAAAAAAAAACUUAGUUUUCUAUAUGAAACUAUAUUCUUAUAACAGAAGGGCGACAGCAAAUUUGGUGAUAUUGGACACUUAUACCUAAUGUACAUAUUGUAACAUACAUUAUCAAACAUAGAGAAGUAAGUCUAAGAGUUACCUACUACAAAUUUUUUUUAACUUAUCUAAAUAUCUAAAAAUAGCGUUUAUUAUAGUGAUUUUAUCAUAAAAUAUUCGUGGAGAAAGCCAUAUCUAUUUAAAAGUAUACUAUUUUUUUGUUUUUUUUCUCUACAAAGCAUUAAUAUAUCGUUGUUGAACAAUUUUGGAUGUUUUUCAGAUUUUAAUAAAAUUGCAGAUUUACGCGCGAGUAUAAUUACGAUGGUAAACAAAAAAAAUAUAUAUUAAAUUUCGAAUAACAAUAUUUUUUAAAAAGUAGCUUAUUAUCAAGACAGUGAUGACACGCUUCGAAUCUUCGCAGUCUAUUUCGUAGCAACAAUUUUUUUUUUCUUUUGCAAAUUAGCUUUACCUAUCUUCUUUUGUACAGAGACGCCAGUUUCUUAAUGUUAGUUCAUAAUUCUUAAUAUCAUCUGAACAAUGAUGUAUUAUUUUUAUAUCAGAUAAUUAAAACGAAAAAAAAAACAGGAAAAGUUUGUAUACAAAGGGAAGAAAAAAACGAAGAACCUGAUAUUUAUGAAUCUUACAUUGCAUUUGAUGAAACUUAUGUAUAUGACAAUACGCGAAAAGGCCUUGACAUUACUUAAAAAAAAAAAAGCUCUGUAUGUUACGUUCAUCGAUCAUGAUAGACAUAGCUCAUUAUUAAAAAAAAAAAACAUUACAUUCCGUUGACGCAAUAAUUAAUAAGACAGAAUAGAGUGCUUAUCGCAAGCAAAUCUCACUUCGAAUGACAUCAGAUCAAAGUCCCUUCUGGUGCUACUGCAUUUUUGUGUUCAACGACUUUUAAUGUGCGAUGUAAAGAUCUAUCUCUGUAAUUGUUUAAUUUAGCCACGUGAAUUGAGGAUGUUUAGCUGUUUUUAAAUUAUACAAAACACCCAGUAUUCCGUGUAUAUUAUUUAACUUAAAAGCUCUUUCAUAUGUAAUAUUGUACGCUGUGAUUGAAUUUAAUAAUUAAAUUGUCAAUUGCUUAAAGAUAUAUAUAAAUAUAUAUAAAUAUAUAAUUUAAAUGUUAUUGUAAAGCAUUAUAUAAAGCCAUACUACAUUUUUAAAAGGAACUAUGUAAACUAUUAUUAUCGCUUAGUGAUCCUCGACAAAAAUUACGUGUUUUUUUUAUAAAUAUCAGAAUUUCGUAAAAUCAUUGAAGGUUUGAUAACGAAACUUCGUGAUCACUCAUAUUUAUCGAAUUUCCCCGGACCUGUAAGAAAAAAUGCGCAAAAAAAGAUGAAAAGGUUUAAUAAAUAUGAAUGAUGCCGAUAUCUGAUCUUAAAUUAUUUCUCGUUUGUAUAUUUUUAAGGGAAACGAUUUUACCUCGUAUAUAGCCAUCAUUUAAGACCAGCUAAACCGUUUGUGAAAUUUCUCUCUCGAUAUAGCAAUAUAAUACUCUGUAUUUUCCAAAAAUUUUGAUAGUCAUUGUAUAUUUAUAUUUGUGUGAGUAUAUUUUUAAAUAAGCAAUAAUAUAACAAAUGUAACGCGAUCGGUGAUACCGUUUUACCAUUAUAGAAUUGUAACUGUCGUCGUUUCACACAGCCGUUACAUCGAGAUUGUAAAAAAUAUUUAACUGGCGCAUUACUGAAAGUUCGUAAUUGUGUAACUGCGAAUUUUCAGAAAGUACAGGCAACAAUACAGUUACCCGUACUUUAGUAAUGUCUUUUUUUGAAUAAAAAAAAAAGCUUUCGCGAGGAGAAAGGAAAGUGAGAUAGCAAGCAGCAUGCGGACUAGACCGUUAUGAAUUUUUAGAAGACGAGACCGGCAACAAUUUGUACUUAAUAAUUGUCUACUCACUCUACUCGUAAGUUUGUACAUGUAUGUUUAAUUCGAGGCAAGAUGUGUGGAAAAAAAUGUACAGAAACGAAAUAAAUCUUACUUACCUUUUUCUUCAAUCGA